This is a messenger RNA of Corticium candelabrum, 2566 nucleotides long. RefSeq lists its product as uncharacterized. Gene Ontology annotation, molecular function: protein serine/threonine kinase activity; ATP binding; G protein-coupled receptor activity. Lineage: Eukaryota; Metazoa; Porifera; Homoscleromorpha; Homosclerophorida; Plakinidae. The record is from RefSeq and is a predicted model, not a curated record. Gene Ontology annotation, cellular component: membrane. The transcript has 9 exons. Gene Ontology annotation, biological process: G protein-coupled receptor signaling pathway; protein phosphorylation. Bases 86 to 2392 code for a protein of 768 amino acids.
CAGGGAACGUUUUGCUAAUUAGCAGAGCGGCUUCGUGUUAUUUGUUUCAGACAUUGGUAUCUUGUAGUCGUCGCAAUUGACCGUCAUGGAAGAAAGUGGGGGUGUCUCUGUUAUUGAUGAAAAGAACAUUCCCACAUCAGACUACCCAUCAUACGAUUUCUACGAACCUUCCGGAGAUGUUUUGGCCAGCGAUGUUUUCCAUGUCGUUGUUUGGAUGUUGCUUUCGAUUGGAAUUAUUGGUAACAUAUUGGUUGUGGUGUGGAGACUUGCACAGAAAAGAGAUCAGAGAUCGUCUCCUCUCUCAAUCCUCAUCAUCAUGCUAGCAGUUUCAGACUUCUUCUAUUGUGUUCACUUGCUUCUUCUUGAGGGUCUAGUGACUGAAUCUCAUCUAGGACAACAAAAGCAUUGGGAACAAGUCUCUACGCGUUAUGUGUGCAAUACAAGCUCCGUUCUGUCUUGGGUUUCUUGUCUCACAGCUCAGUGGGCAACUUUCAAUAUUGCAGUUUACUCGUUUCAAGUACUAAACGGAUGGUGUUCUCGUUGUUGUUGCUCACUAGUUCGCAAGCGAGUUGUGGUCACCACAAUCAUUUACCAAGUUGUUUUGGUCGUUGCUAGUAUUUUGUCCCCGUUUUUGCUUUUUCUAUAUGUUGAUGUGCCAUUUUUGUUUCAAUAUGAAAGCAGCUGGGUAGACAGAUCUAAUGUCCGUUACUCAAGUCGUGCACAAAUUACUGCGAUUUUUGGAAGUUGUGCUUUAGUUCAGUCAUGCGGUUAUUUUGGUUAUUGCAUCAAUAGUACUGAAUCAGUCUCACACGGCAAUUACACCACUGUAACUAACGAUCUCGAUGGUAUCUCUUGUGAAUUAGAUGCUGGCCUCAAUCCUUUUCUAGGAGCAGCUGUGGCAUCUCUAUGUACUCUUCUUACAUUGUCAUAUGUUGUUCUCUAUUUGAUAGUGUGCCUCACGGUUCGUAGAAGAGCCUCUCCGAGAAACCUAACAAGAACAUCUGACAUACACAAAUUUCAAUGGAGAUUGAGUGUAAUUGUUCUAAUAAACAUUGCAUGUUGGAUUCCCACAACUGCAUUGCAUUGGUCAAGAAUGGUUGGCAUGCAAUUUGUAGAUAUAGAUUCUACAGAAUCUCGGCAAUUUAACAAUACUACUGCAGCAAAUGUUCUUCUCAUCUCAAUCAGUCCAGCAGUUAAUCCUCUCAUCUACACAUUAACAGGAAAGAACUUUUUACAUUCAAUUCGCAAGUUUUGUAGACGAAUGAAAUGCAACAUAUCUAUGAGACAAAACAGUUCCAACUACCACGAUGAUCACAUUAGAGGAGUUGAACGUUGCAGCUGUAUUCCAUGGGUCAGAUGUGUUCACCAAAUUGAUGAAGACAAUGAUACAGAUCCUUCUGACUGGAAUUCUAAUCAGAGCAGACUCUUGCCGUCUACCAUUGAGUCAAGUCGAGCUCUUGUUGAUUUUGGAGCUGGUGCUCGUGACACCGUCAUUCCUGCUCACAAAGUUUUCCAACGCAAAGAUUUGAUAUAUGAUCGAAGAUGCGACUUGAUUGGCAGAGGAGGUUUUGCUGAUGUAUACAAAGCAGUCUUACAGGGAAACACCGUCGUUGCAUUUAAGAUACCAUUCAUUGGAGGACCUCGUUUUACAGACAUAGAGAUGAAUGGCAUCAUGAAAGAAUCUUCUAUUUUGCUGGCUAUUCCUUCUCAUAAACAUAUUGUCAAGAUUUUUGGAGUUUGCAUCGAUUCUCGUCACUUCGGUAUCGUUUUAGAGUAUAUUGAUGGUGGAGAUCUUUCCAGGCUGCUUUCUUCUCACACAUUUGUCCCUUACAUGAACAAUUGGAAGAACAAGCUGGAUAUGACUUGUCAGAUAGCUGAUGGCAUGACACAUCUUCAUGGCCUUGAUCCACCAAUCAUUCAUCGUGAUCUGAAACCAAAUAACAUAUUGGUUAAAAAGUCGUCAGCUAAAUACACUUGCAAGAUCUCUGACUUUGGAUUGGCAAAAUUACGAGCUACAACUACAACUGCAGCUUGCUACACGGGAGAUGGAAGUACUUUACAUGCAGCUGGUUCUUUAGGAUACAUUGCACCUGAACGAUACGGAUCUGUUCGCCUAGAUAUGCCAGCGUUAGCAAAGUCAGACAUUUACAGUUUUGGUGUUAUUCUAUUUCAAUUCAGAGAGCGCAUCUUACCAUUUGGCGAAGAGAACAAUGCUGUAGUGAUUGCAUUAAACAUCAGAGAAGGAACACCAUUCAAGGUUCCAAUAAAACCUUGUCCACAUGGAUAUGACGAACUGAUGAGAAGUUGUUGUUCAAUGCAAACAGAUGAUCGACCAGCUUUUGCAGAUAUAUUGACUAACCUGCAGGCGAUGUUGCACGACACUGCUGCGUGACGUCAUCACAAACUGUGCUUGAUCUAGAAACUGCUGCGAAUGCAGAUGUUGUCCGGUCUUUCUGUACUUAUCAAGUCGUUUUACAUUUGAGCAUUUCAUAAUCGUAGCAUGUUUGAUUGUAAUGUGCACCAUGGAGUUAGAGUAGUACUUCUGUUACAUGGAUAGUAUAACAUA